Oreochromis aureus is the source of this 882-nucleotide messenger RNA. Its product is annotated as NACHT, LRR and PYD domains-containing protein 12-like. Bases 1 to 882 code for a protein of 293 amino acids. Lineage: Eukaryota; Metazoa; Chordata; Actinopteri; Cichliformes; Cichlidae. Gene Ontology annotation, molecular function: protein binding. The transcript is spliced from 7 exons. The record is from RefSeq and is a predicted model, not a curated record.
AUGGACGCACAGGUGAGCUGCUUCCUGGAAGGAGGCGGGACUCCACCUGAAGCUGGACAGAGUUCAGAGCACCCAGCCUUUUUAGCGUCUCUGGGUGGGGUGCUGGAGGGUGCACCACCUGGAGACUCUGUUGGCCUACUGGGAGACUUCAGUGCUCAUGUGGGCAAUUACAGAGGCUUUUCUGAGAAUGUGGUCAAAGCCUCCAACAAAGCUCUACUGAGCAGCUGUAAUGUCUCAGAGGAAGGCUGUGAAAAUUUGUUGUCGGUGGUCAGCUCCCAGUCCUGUAUUCUGAGAGAGCUGGACCUGAGUACCAACAGCCUGAAGGCUUCAGCAGUAAAGCUUCUGUCUACUGCAGUGGAGAGUCCACAUGCCAAACUGAAUAUUCUGAGACUUAACAUCUGUGAACUCUCAGAGGAAAACUGUGAAGCUCUGUCCUCAGUUCUUAGCUCACAGUCCUCUAGUCUGACAGAGCUGGACCUGAGUAUCAGAAAGCUGCAGGAUUCAGGAGUGAAGCUUCUGUCUGCUGGACUAAAAAGUUUAAACUGUAAACUGAAUACUCUGAGACUGAGUGGCUGUAACCUGUCAGAGAGAAGCUGUGAAACUCUGUCCUCAGUUCUUAGCUCCCAGUCCUCCAGUCUGAGAGUGAUGGACCUGAGUAACUCUGACCUGCAGGAUUCAGGAGUGAAGCUUCUGUCUGCUGGACUAAAGAGUUCACACUGUGCAGUGGAAACUCUCAGGUGCCAAGGAGAGAUGGGUCCUCCACACCGUGUCAUUGUGUCCAUUCAGCUUGCCUUGCUUGAGAGUUUUUACCAGCAGCCUAUACAAAGUUUUUCCAGAGGCCCCUUCCAGGGACACCCCCGCAACAUCCACAUUAUCCAGUAA